Mangifera indica (mango) is the source of this 2580-nucleotide messenger RNA. Its product is annotated as serine/threonine protein phosphatase 2A 57 kDa regulatory subunit B' kappa isoform-like. The record is from RefSeq and is a predicted model, not a curated record. Gene Ontology annotation, molecular function: protein phosphatase regulator activity. The transcript has 2 exons. Lineage: Eukaryota; Viridiplantae; Streptophyta; Magnoliopsida; Sapindales; Anacardiaceae. Gene Ontology annotation, biological process: signal transduction. Bases 661 to 2214 code for a protein of 517 amino acids. Gene Ontology annotation, cellular component: protein phosphatase type 2A complex.
UGUUUGGAUCCAUUAAAGUAAAGCCUGCAUUUUCCCGAGAAAAUGCAAUAAUUUUCUCAUCCGCCUAGAAAAAAAAAAAAAUCCAAUAAAACACAUCUUACUUUAUAAUUUUUCUUCGGGUUGGUUGUGUUGUGUGCCUUGAUGGAGAUCAAAUUUUUCUAACAACCUUGAAACUCCCCCUUUCUUAGAUCUCUGUCUUAACAACUCUCACCUUCUCUCUCUCGCUUAAAGUUCUCUUUGUUGUAGAUCUUUCACUGUACAGAUUCCUCUUAUACUUUCUAAUCGCCAUCUCAAAUAUGCUCUAUCUAUCUAUCUAUUUCAUAAGAUUUAGAUUUCUGAAAUGAUGAAAGUUUGAUUGUGCAUGCAUUCAUAAUCAAAUUGAGAAAAAAAAAAUUGUUAACUUUUGUUGAGAUCUGAUUUUUCAUCAAUGUUCAUCAUUUCACCUCUGUUCUUUAUCUUUUUCAAUAAUAUUUCUUUGUAAUUAUAUUUAUCUGCGCUUUAUUUUUUUCCCAGAUCCAUGGCUUUAAUUUAGGGUUUCAUCUCAGCCUUGUAAUUUUUUUUUUUUAAUUUAACUUAUCAGUCUUCAUGCCUUCUUCAAAUUAAGCCUUUGUCUCUACUCAGGUUGGUGGCUUUGUAUAAUAUAUUUAUUAUAUUAUCACAAUGCUGAAGCAAUUUUUCAGUAAGCUUCCGAAAAAAACAUUGAAACCGGACUCGCCUGAGUUGAAUCGUUCAAACUCGGGUUCCUUUUCUACCAACAACAGUAACACAACAGCAACAACGGGAACAACCGCUGGUUCUGGGACACACAAAACUAACGGCGGAGAUAAAUCUUCAAGUGGGCGAUCGAAUAGUGUGAAGCGGACGUCCUCAGCAGUGUUUCCCGCCAGCGUGGUGGCUGGAAUCGAGCCGUUGAUUCCAUUCAAAGAUGUGCCCAAUGCAGAGAAGAUGAAUUUGUUUGUGAGUAAAGUGAGCCUUUGUUGUGUCACGUUUGAUUUCACUGACCCAACUAAGAAUUGUGUGGAAAAAGAUGUUAAAAAGCGGACUUUGAUUGAGCUUUUAGACUUCGUAGCAUCUGGGUCUAUGAGAUUUAGCGAGCCUGCUAUCUUGGCAAUGUGUAGAAUGUGUGCUGUUAAUUUGUUUAGAGUUUUCCCGCCUAAUUAUAGGUCAAGUUCUCAUCAAGGUGGUGGUGAAAAUGAUGAUGAUGAACCUAUGUUUGAUCCUGCGUGGCCACAUUUACAAAUUGUGUAUGAAUUGUUGCUUAAGUUCAUUACAUCUUCAUGUCUUGAUACUAGAAUUGUGAAAAGAUAUGUAAACCACUCGUUCAUUUUGAGACUGCUUGACUUAUUUGAUUCAGAUGACCCAAGAGAAAGGGAUUGCUUAAAGACUAUUUUGCAUAGGGUUUAUGGGAAGUUUAUGGUUCACAGGCCAUUUAUCCGAAAGUCUAUAAGUAAUAUCUUUUAUCGGUUUGUUUUUGAGACUGAAAAGCAUAAUGGGAUUGCGGAGUUGCUGGAGAUUUCUGGGAGUGUAAUUACUGGGUUCACAUUGCCUUUGAAAGAGGAGCAUAAGAUUUUCUUGAGGAGGGUUUUGAUUCCUCUGCAUAAGCCCAAGUCUCUGGGGUCAUACUUCCAACAGCUAUCUUACUGUAUUAUGCAGUUUAUAGAAAAGGAGCCAAAGUUGGCAAGUGUUGUGAUAAAUGGGUUAUUAAAAUACUGGCCAAUAACUAACAGCCAGAAGGAGGUGAUGUUCCUUGUUGAGUUAGAAGAGAUCUUGGAAGCAAUUAACAUGGUGGAAUUUCAAAAAGUCAUGGUUCCAUUGUUCUGGCGGAUUGGGUGCUGCAUUAACAGUUUUCACUUCCAGGUGGCUGAAAGGGCCCUUUUCUUGUGGAACAACGAUCAAAUCGUCAACUUGAUAGUACAUAACCGGCAGGUGGUUUUGCCAAUCUUAUUUCCGGCUCUAGAGAAAAAUGCCCAAAGCCAUUGGAACCCAGCAGUGUUGAACCUCACUCUGAGUGUAAGAAAUAUGUUCUCAGAGAUGGAUGAUGCACUGUACAUGUCUUGCCACACACACUUUAGGGAAGAAGAAGCUAGGCUAAUCUUUGCAGCCGACAAACGGAAGGAAGCAUGGGAACGACUGGAAAGAGCUGCCAGUCGCCACCCUAUAGCUGGAAAUACAGCUGUUCUGGUAACACCUUUAGCAACCUCAAUUGCCUGUUAACCUCCUUAGAAGUUUUUAUUCCGAAAUUUUUUGCCUUGUCUAUAUCAUUUUGGGUGUGGAAACCAGCCGGAAAAGAAAUGUAGGGAGAUGGCUGCAGUUUGGGGGGUUAGGAUUUAGUUGCUGUAACUUGUUUAUUAAUCAUGUAUUUGCGUGUUCAGCUAAUGUACGGGAAUUGGGAUGUUUAUUGUUAUCUUCCUCGGAAAAUUUUAUGGGAAGGCGCCAUGCCAUGUAGUGGAUUAUUUGCAAUUCUUAUGUUUGGAAGUUGCUACAGCGGCCAGUGCAGUGCAAGACAUAAACUCAAAGAGCGCUAUUAUGUGUAUUUAGUUUUGAGUAUUUAAUUAAGUAUAUAGAUAAUAUGUUAUCAUA